UCUAUCAGGUUCAGUCGACAAAACUAUUUUCAGGCAGUCUUACACACAGAGUUUUCGUAAUACUGUUCAAAAUUUCCCUGUUUUUUGCCUAUUCGAUUUUCUAGUUUUCACUUUUAUUUUUCUUCUUGAUUUAAACAAAAACCUUUUUGUUAUCACUCUUUGAAACCAGCCCGCGCAUGUGUAAUAAAGACUGUGGAGCACAGCGGCCCCAAUCGGGCUGCCCCAAUCCAUCAUGUAGGCCACCGCCGUCGCUGCGUCCGACAUGUCGGCCGCCGCCGACGCUUUUCUCGAAGCUAAACUGUACGGCCUGCAAUCGAUUGUUUUUCUUCAUUGUGGGUGCUGGCAUUGGUCUGGCGAUCGAUGCAAUUAAAGAAAGCGCCAAGAAAGCGCAGGAGGAGGCGAACAAGGAUCCCAAACAGAAGGAGAAGGAGAAGAAGGAGAAGGAGAAACAGGAGAAGGCUGAAAAGGAAAAGAAGGAGAAGGAGAAAAAGGAGAAAGAAAAGAAAGCCAAGGAACAGCAGGAAAAAGAGAAAAAAGAAAAGGAAAAGAAGGCCAAGGAACAGGAAAAGAAAGACGGAAAAAAAUAACAGAUCAAAAGCCACAAAAUUAAGUUAACCAAGGAACAGCAACGUUUGGGUUUAGUCAUCAGAUGAACUUAAAUUCCAAAUUGAAAAAGUCCAAAAAAAACAAUAGAUAAGAUAGUGGCAGAACGGGAUAUGCCUUUACGCUAGCUAACUGUGUGACUCCAAAUUAAUAGUUUACUACAAAAGUCUAAAUUUAAAGUGCAUUUUAAUUAAAAAUAAUUUAUGUGCAAAAUAAAAAAAACCGAAGCGCAAAUUCCCUAUUUUU
This is a messenger RNA of Drosophila navojoa, 849 nucleotides long. RefSeq lists its product as uncharacterized. The record is from RefSeq and is a predicted model, not a curated record. NCBI's taxonomy places the organism in Eukaryota, Metazoa, Arthropoda, Insecta, Diptera, Drosophilidae.